This is a messenger RNA of Ziziphus jujuba (common jujube), 3018 nucleotides long. RefSeq names its product DNA (cytosine-5)-methyltransferase CMT3. Gene Ontology annotation, molecular function: methyltransferase activity; chromatin binding. Gene Ontology annotation, cellular component: nucleus. NCBI's taxonomy places the organism in Eukaryota, Viridiplantae, Streptophyta, Magnoliopsida, Rosales, Rhamnaceae. The record is from RefSeq and is a predicted model, not a curated record. The transcript has 21 exons. Bases 293 to 2902 code for a protein of 869 amino acids.
UUCAAAAUCUAAAAACCCGUAGCCAAACACUCCUCAAAAAUACUCCAACCAGGUCCCAGAGUGAACCCACUCAAAAUUUCAGCGCACGAAACCCCAAAAUUUGAGGUUUCCCGCCCACUCCACUCCACACACGCUCUUCAAAUUUUCAGAUUAAAAACCCUUUUUUAAAACACCCCCCACUUUUUUCCAUUUUCCUUUUCUUCUUCUUCGCUCUCCCGCGCCGCACCGAACUCCAGUACGGACAUCUUCGAAAGGUAGGGCGAUUCGUCUCGAUCUUUCGCAACCUACAGCAAUGCCGAAGAAGCGCAAGACUAUUACAAUGCCGAAGAGUCGCAAGGCGAAGUCAACGGCGGCUUCUUCUUCUUCUUCUGCUUCUUCAUCGUUGAAAACUGCUUCCUCUUCGAAGAGGCUGAAGAGGAAAGAGGAGUUGAGAAACGAAGAGGCUCAAGAUUGCUUGGGAGUUGCGGAUAGGUCAGACGAGUCGUAUGGUAGCGAGGAUGAAUCUCAGAAUAGGUUUGUUGGAGAACAGGUGCCUCCUGACGAUGCCAGGCGACGAUGGCCUGAACGAUAUCAGGAGAAGAAGAAAAAGCAAGUAGUUGGGUCAAAAAUAUCAAAAGAUAAACCUGAUUCUGAUGAAGAGGUUAUCCAAGCUCGGUGUCAUUAUACAAGUGCAGAGGUUGAUGGAAGAGUUCUUUACAAUCUCUAUGAUGAUGCUCAUGUGAAAGCUGGGCAAGGAGAACCUUACUUUAUUUGUAAAAUUGUGGAAAUGUUCGAAGCCAUAGAUGGAGAACUAUAUUUCACAGCGCAAUGGUAUUACAGAGCAAGAGAUACUGUCAUCAAAGAUUGUGCUGUUCUUGAUCCUAAACGUGUAUUCUACUCUGAAGUUCAGGAUCCUAAUCCUUUGAAUUGUCUUAUUGAAAAGAUAAAUAUUGUUAGAUUGCCUUUAAAUGUUGAUUUGGAUACAAAGAGAAAAUCCAUUCCAGCUUGUGAUUAUUAUUGUGAUACAUUUUAUUUAUUGCCAUACCACACCUUCACCAAUUUACCAGCAGCGGCAGAUAAUAAGUCAGCUGGUAGUGAGACAUCAUCAACCAUUUCUAGUGAAAUUGACAUUAAUGGGGUUCAUGAAGUGAAUUCUGAACCCAUGGAAGAAGUUCAUGGGCGUACUGUACCAGAAGUAACUUUGCUUGAUAUAUACUCCGGUUGUGGUGCAAUGUCUACAGGACUUUGUCUUGGUGCACAUCUUUCUGGUCUAAAUCUUGUGACUAGAUGGGCGGUUGAUUUAAAUGAACAUGCUAUUAAUAGUCUAAAACUUAACCAUCCAGAGACAGAGGUCAGAAAUGAACUUGCUGAGGAUUUUUUGUCAUUGCUUAAAGAAUGGCAAAAGUUAUGCGUAUACUUUAAUCUGGUUAAAAGUAAUGGCGUACCAGAACACGAGUUAGAUUUUCAUUUUAAUGAAGAUGAUGAAGAUGAAGAAGAUGAAGGAAGUGACAAUGACAAGGAUGAUGGGGAAGAUUCUGAGAUUUUUGAAGUUGAAAAAGUACUUGCAAUAUGCUAUGGCGAUCCCAAAGAAACAGGGGACCGAGGACUGUAUGUUAAGGUUCACUGGAAAGGUUAUGGGGCGGAUGAAGAUUCCUGGGAGCCAAUCAACGGCAUGGGUAAUUGUAAGGAAGCCAUUAAGCAAUUUGUCACCCAAUGCUUCAAAUCGAGAAGCUUGCCAUUGCCUGGUGAUGUCGAUGUGAUAUGUGGCGGACCACCUUGCCAAGGCAUUAGCGGCUUCAAUCGGUUUCGAGAUAAAGAUAAUCCAUUGAGAGAUGAAAAAAACAAGCAACUGAUUGUCUUUAUGGAUUUAGUGCAGUUUCUAAAACCUAAGCUUGUUUUGAUGGAAAAUGUGGUUGAUCUUGUCAAGUUUGCUGAUGGUUUUCUUGGACGCUAUGCAAUGGGUCGUUUAGUGGACAUGAAUUAUCAAGCUCGAAUGGGCAUGAUGGCUGCAGGUGCAUAUGGACUUCCUCAAUUUCGAAUGCGAGUGUUCCUGUGGGGAGCUCAACCUGCUAAGAAAUUGCCUUCGUAUCCACUCCCCACCCAUGAUUUAGUUGUAAGGGGUGUGAUUCCUAUUGAAUUUGAGACAUGUACCGUGGCAUAUGAUGAGGGUCAUCAUAUAGAGUUAGAAAGGAAGCUUUUGUUGGAGGAUGCAAUUUCUGAUCUUCCUGCGGUUGGCAACUAUGAAAAAAGGGAUGAAAUGCUAUAUGGAAAGCCAGCCGUUACUGACUUCCAAAGAUUGAUAAGACUGAGCAAAGAUGAAACGUUGGGUUCUCCAAACCCAUCCAAGCAAUUACUGCUACAUGAUCACCGUCCUCUGGAAUUGAAUGCCGAUGAUUAUGAGAGAGUUUGUCGAGUCCCUAAGAAAAAGGGGGCAAACUUUAGAGAUUUUCCUGGCGUUCGCGUACGUCCUGACAACAAAGUAGAGUGGGAUCCUGAUGUAGAGAGGGUUUAUUUAGAUUCAGGAAAGCCUUUGGUUCCCGAUUAUGCCAUGAGUUUUGUGAACGGAUCUUCAUCAAAACCUUUUGCUCGUUUAUGGUGGGAUGAAACCGUACCAACCGUGGUUACUAGAGCCGAACCACACAACCAGGCUAUAAUACAUCCUGAACAAGAUAGGGUGUUAACAAUUCGUGAAAACGCAAGAUUGCAAGGAUUUCCAGACCAUUACAAACUUUGUGGCCCAGUUAAAGAAAGAUACAUUCAAGUUGGAAAUGCUGUUGCAGUUCCAGUAUCUCGAGCGUUGGGAUAUGCAUUAGGGCUCGCUAUUCAAGGUUCUGGUAAUGAUGAACCUUUGUUUACAUUGCCUCCCAAGUUUCCAGAUAUUCUUGCACGCACAUCUGCUGCAACAUCUGAAGAGAACAAUUGAUGUCUGUUGAAGUGUAUAACUUAUUUAUUCUUCCAUCAACUCACUGUAACCUUUGAACAUAAUAUUUUUUCCAAAAAGGCACAUUAAAAUUCUCAUUGGCAUCUUUUUCUCUCUCC